GCAGCCGGGCAGCGGCGGUCCUCCGGCGCUAUGUGGCCCAGUGCGGAGGUCCCGAGGGCGGAGUCCCGGCCUAAGGCCGGCCCGCAUGGGGGUGGGUCUAGGUGCUGCUCCGACUUUUGCAGGAUUCCGGCACACGCCCCAACAAAGAGCAGGGAACAGCCGAGCCUCUGUGACUCAGGACGAAGCCCCGCGAUUCCAGUGCCUGGCUCGCCGAACGAGGUAGGCAGACGGCUCGGGACCAUGACCAGACCCGGCAUGGAGCGGUGGCGCGACCGGCUGGCGCUGGUGACGGGAGCCUCGGGGGGCAUCGGCGCGGCCGUGGCCCGGGCAUUAGUCCAGCAGGGACUGAAGGUGGUAGGUUGUGCCCGCACCGUUGGCAACAUCGAGGAGCUGGCUGCUGAAUGUAAGAGUGCAGGCUACCCCGGGACUUUGAUCCCCUACAGAUGUGACCUGUCAAACGAGGAGGACAUCCUCUCCAUGUUCUCGGCUGUCCGAUCUCAGUACAGUGGCGUGGACAUCUGCAUCAACAAUGCCGGCAUGGCUCGGCCUGACACCCUGCUCUCAGGCAGCACCAGAGGUUGGAAGGACAUGUUCAAUGUGAACGUGCUGGCCCUCAGCAUCUGCACUCGGGAAGCUUAUCAGUCCAUGAAGGAGCGGAACGUGGACGAUGGGCACAUCAUUAACAUCAACAGCAUGUGUGGCCACCGAGUCCCACCCCAGUCUGUGAUCCAUUUCUAUAGUGCGACUAAGUAUGCCGUCACUGCAUUGACAGAGGGACUAAGGCAAGAGCUCCUGGAGGCCCAGAGCCAUAUCCGGGCCACGUGCAUCUCUCCAGGCUUGGUGGAGACACAGUUUGCCUUCAAACUCCAUGACAAGGACCCCGAGCAAGCAGCUGCCACCUAUGAGCAUAUAAAGUGUCUCAAACCAGAGGAUGUGGCUGAGGCUGUCCUCUACGUCCUCAGCACCCCCCCACAUGUUCAGGUUGGAGACAUCCAGAUGAGGCCCACAGAGCAGGUGACCUAGUGUUGCGUGGGAGCUCCUACCUUCCCCACCCUCCAUGGCUUGCCUCCUGCCUCUGGAUUUUAGGUGUUGAUUUCUGGACCCUGGAUCUUACUUUCUGUAUCCACCCCUCUACGGGAUAGAAAAUUCAUUAGAUUAUUCCCAUUACAAAUGUGAAAAAAAAUGGGCUGGGGAGAGAAGGCAUAGUCGUGAGUGUUUUAUCUGCUAACUUGUUCCCCUUCUUGGGGGUAGAGUCCCCCUCUUGGGGCCCCUUGGCCUUUGUUCUCAGCCUUGUCCUUUUGUCUUAGGGAGGGGAUGUGGCAAAGAGGGCACUGUUCUAUCUUCCUGUAUCCUGCCCCCUACCCCUUAGGGUUGGGGUAGCGGAGACAGGACUUCAUGUUUUAGCUGUGUGGUUACCCAGGGCUCCAGGCCCCCUUUCCCCACUCCCCACCUCUUCAGCCCAAUUUUGGCUCUUAUCCUGGGGUCCUCACCGCACUCUGACCAUGGCUACAGAAUAUCAGGGUCUGUCUCCUAGUACAUUUCAGUGCAACAAUUAAAGAGAAAGAUCGCAGCUUG
This is a messenger RNA of Meriones unguiculatus (Mongolian gerbil), 1575 nucleotides long. It is a transcript of the gene Dhrs11, whose product is annotated as dehydrogenase/reductase 11. The record is from RefSeq and is a predicted model, not a curated record. Bases 31 to 1023 code for a protein of 330 amino acids. The transcript is spliced from 7 exons. NCBI's taxonomy places the organism in Eukaryota, Metazoa, Chordata, Mammalia, Rodentia, Muridae.